AUAUGAGUGUUUACAUGAGCAGGCUCGGAGAUAAUCUGUAUCCCGUAUAGCGACAUUGGUUUUUGGAUGUGAACUACAACUCCCAGAAUUCAUUGCGCAGCUGCUAUUAGAGGUGUGAGCGGGGAAGUUUCAGCAGUUCAACAAAUGUGCGUGGGAAGUCAGCAAUGCUUACUGUCCGUGUAAGUAAUGUAGCAUAACCUCACAUUGUGUAAGCACUGAUGGUAUGGAGGCUGUUUUGCCAUCAGUUGCAGAAGAACUUCUACGGGAGAUAAAACGGUGUUACCAGGAGACCUCAGAAAUUUCUGAUGAACAUCUACUGGGACUGAAGUUUAUAUUUGGGCCCACAGCUUUAUAUGCCCUGGAUUUAGUUGAUCAGCGUUCAGUAACACAUGUGACCAGUCCCAGCAGAAGAAGCACAUUUCAGGUUACAGGAAGCUCUGGUAAAAUGUACACCUGUUAUAAGGCCUGCCACUACUGCUCCUGUCCUGCCUUCUCUUUCUCUGUGCUCAGACGGCAUGAAAGUAUGGUGGUGCGCCAAAAAGACCCUCUUGUGCAAACAUAUCCUUGCAGUUUACCUGAGCCAAGCCAUGGGGACCUGCCAGGAACUUAUGGUGUCUGAUAAGCAGAUGAUUGAAAUUCUACUGGCAAAAGAGGACUAACUCCAUAUAAUGACCUGCAAUGAUAGGUGUCUGCUGUUUCAUUGAACCAUCUAGAUCAGCAUAGUAAAAAAUGCUAUAUGUAUACUUUUGUCUAAGGAAAAUAUACAAUUAUUUAGAUAUAUGUAGCCCAUUUAUGUAACACACUUGAUGUGUGCUUUGAUGGCCCAACCAGCACACAUGAAAGCACUCUGUAAAUAUCACCUCAAAAUGCAGCCUCAUGUCUGUCAGUACACGGUACCACCCCCAUUCCAUAUAAAUAAAAGGUUUCUGUUUUUGUUUAAAAAAAAAAACAUUCUCAGUUUUUCCUUGCUAAUGGUUUAAACAAAUCA
This is a messenger RNA of Pseudophryne corroboree (corroboree frog), 988 nucleotides long. It is a transcript of the gene ZSWIM7, whose product is annotated as zinc finger SWIM-type containing 7. Gene Ontology annotation, molecular function: zinc ion binding. The record is from RefSeq and is a predicted model, not a curated record. Lineage: Eukaryota; Metazoa; Chordata; Amphibia; Anura; Myobatrachidae. Gene Ontology annotation, cellular component: Shu complex. The transcript has 7 exons. Gene Ontology annotation, biological process: double-strand break repair via homologous recombination. Bases 224 to 619 code for a protein of 131 amino acids.